GGCCGACUACAACUCCCAGAGGGCAGCACGGCAGAAGCCGCGGGUGCUUUAGUUCCAAGGAGGACCCCGACCCUCAGGAGGAAGAGGAUUUGCGUGGUGGGAGCCGCAGUCGGCGCGGCUGGCUCUGCUCACCUCUGCCUCCUCCUGAGCCGGGCAGCCAUGAAGGACUCGCUGGUGCUGCUUGGCCGUAUCCUGGCGCACCCGGACUCCCGCUGCUGGUUCCUGGCCUGGAACCCCGCGGGAACCCUGCUGGCCUCGUGCGGGGGCGACCGGAGUGUCCGCAUUUGGGGCAGGGAGGGUGACAGCUGGAUCUGCAAAUCUGUCCUUUGUGAAGGCCACCAGCGCACCGUGCGGAAGGUGGCUUGGUCUCCCUGUGGGAAUUACCUGGCCUCUGCCAGCUUUGAUGCUACCACUUGCAUUUGGAAGAAGAAGGAUGAUGACUUUGAGUGUGUAACCACUCUGGAGGGCCAUGAAAAUGAGGUCAAGUCAGUAGCCUGGGCCCCAUCUGGCAACCUCCUUGCCACCUGCAGCCGAGAUAAGAGUGUGUGGGUCUGGGAAGUUGAUGAAGAAGACGAGUAUGAAUGUGUCAGUGUCCUCAACUCUCACACACAGGAUGUCAAGCAUGUGGUUUGGCACCCGAGCCAGGAGCUGUUAGCCUCUGCCAGCUAUGACGACACAGUGAAGCUCUACCGGGAGGAAGAGGAUGACUGGGUAUGCUGUGCCACCCUCGAAGGCCACGAAUCCACUGUGUGGAGCUUGGCCUUUGACCCCAGUGGCCAGCGCCUGGCCUCUUGCAGUGAUGACCGUACCGUGCGCAUCUGGCACCAGUAUCUACCAGGCAAUGAGCAAGGGGUGGCGUGCAGCGGCUCUGACCCUAGCUGGAAAUGUAUCUGCACCUUGUCAGGCUUCCACUCCAGGACCAUUUACGAUGUCGCUUGGUGUCAGCUGACAGGGGCCCUGGCUACCGCCUGUGGGGAUGAUGCCAUCCGAGUAUUUGAGGAGGAUCCCGGCUCAGAUCUGCAGCAGCCCACCUUCUCCGUGACGGCCCACGUGCCUCAGGCCCAUUCCCAGGAUGUCAACUGUGUGGCCUGGAAUCCCAAGGAGCGGGGGCUCCUGGCCUCCUGCAGUGAUGAUGGAGAGUUGGCCUUCUGGAAAUACCAGCUGUCUGAAGGCCUCUGAGCCACCUUGACUUUGGACAGAAUCAUGGUUCCCCAGAAAAUGUCAUAAGACUUUCCCAGGCCCUGAGAGGACCCCGAGGAGCAUCCCUGACCUUCCUUUAACUUGGCCCUCCUCCAUGCAGACUUGGGUAGAAGUGCAGGCCACAGAACCACUCACUCUUUUCCCUCCUUUGACACAGAGUCCUUGGUAAACAGCUACAGAACAUCAGUGUAUUGUACUUAAGCCAGAUUUUGCUUGCUUUAGGGCACAGUGUUAAAUUUGGGGGUGGUGGUGAGUAUACUGUUUAUAAUCAUCAUAUCUAUGUGUAGGAGGGAUAUAUCUCAGCCCUUUGUGAAACUAUAAGCUUUAUAGAAAUAAUCCAUCUGAGUCCCAAGUCCUGUUUUAUAUUAUAAGGACAUUCACAAUCUAAAAGAA
This is a messenger RNA of Balaenoptera ricei (Rice's whale), 1593 nucleotides long. RefSeq names its product cytosolic iron-sulfur assembly component 1 (gene CIAO1). Lineage: Eukaryota; Metazoa; Chordata; Mammalia; Artiodactyla; Balaenopteridae. Bases 160 to 1179 code for a protein of 339 amino acids. Gene Ontology annotation, biological process: iron-sulfur cluster assembly. Gene Ontology annotation, cellular component: cytosolic [4Fe-4S] assembly targeting complex. The transcript has 7 exons. Gene Ontology annotation, molecular function: protein binding. The record is from RefSeq and is a predicted model, not a curated record.